Messenger RNA from Dentiscutata erythropus, 206 nucleotides. NCBI's taxonomy places the organism in Eukaryota, Fungi, Glomeromycota, Glomeromycetes, Diversisporales, Gigasporaceae. The record is from the annotation of a GenBank genome assembly.
AUGGUUGAACAAAUUGAAAUUAAAGAACCCACAAAUUUCGAUGUAAAAAUCAAUGAUAUUUCAACAAGUGAAAUUAAAAUUAAAACAUUUGUGUCCAUAGGAGAUUGGUGUCCUGAUUGUAAAAAUGCUAACCCUGUAAUAAAUCAUUAUCUCGGAAAGAAAACUAACAAUGUGCUUAUCAAGGUUUCUGUUGGCUCAAAAAUUGA